GCACCCAGCCUCACGUACCAAGCUGAAUGCGCAUGCUCGGGCGUGAAGGUUGCAAGCUACGGUGGGCCCAUGCAGAUUACGAACUGCCAUUGCGUCGCAUGCCGUGCUGCAACCGGACACUCGCACGCCAUUUGGGCUGCGUACCCGCUCGCACGGACGGUUCUGACAAUUAGCAGCCCGCUGCGUGUUUUCCGACUCACCGAUGAGGGUGCCAACCGUUACUUCUGUGGAGGCUGCGGCUGCAGUGUGGCAAUGUUGUACCACCUAAAGUCUGUUUGGCCCGAAGCUCACACCGUUUGGCUGUCAAAGCACUUCGCGGAGCGGACGGGUAGCUGCGACGAGGUCCACAUCUUCAAUGAGAAUUCCCCAACUGAUCCUGACGCGCCUUGCGACGCAGAGCCCCUCCCUGCGGAGAAGUUUGCCAUGCCACCAGGGCCGCGGCAAGAUCAGGGCGCUGUCUUACCUGUGGCCCAGGGCGAGGAAGCAUGUCUGCGAAUCUUGAAUCCCCAGCCCGAUCUGCUUCCUCCUUCUGGGUGGCUGGCGGUGGAGCGUCCGGAGUGGCUGAAGAGCUUUUAG
Symbiodinium pilosum is the source of this 576-nucleotide messenger RNA. NCBI's taxonomy places the organism in Eukaryota, Dinophyceae, Suessiales, Symbiodiniaceae. The record is from the annotation of a GenBank genome assembly.